UCACCAGGCACGACAGUGGGCUCCGAGUCAACUGGCAUGACCGCUGGCACUGGGUCAGACAUUGGAUCGUCUGGCUGGACAGCGGGCAUCGGAUCACCAGGCAGCGGGCGCCGCGUCAUCUGGCAAGGCAGUGGGCUCCGAGUCAACUGGCAUGACCGUGGGCACUGGGGCAGACAUUGAAUCGUCUGGCUGGACAGCGGGCAUCGGGUCACCAGGCAUCAGGUCAUUUGGCUCGACAGCGGGCACCGCGUCAUCUGGCAAGGCAGUGGGCUCCGAGUCAACAGGCACGACUGUGGGCACCGGGUCAUCAGGUACCGGAUUGUCUGGCUCGACAGCGGGC
This is a messenger RNA of Staurois parvus, 340 nucleotides long. Lineage: Eukaryota; Metazoa; Chordata; Amphibia; Anura; Ranidae. The record is from the annotation of a GenBank genome assembly.